Molecule: messenger RNA, 560 nt
Organism: Anastrepha obliqua
Lineage: Eukaryota; Metazoa; Arthropoda; Insecta; Diptera; Tephritidae
Gene: GatC
Product: glutamyl-tRNA(Gln) amidotransferase subunit C, mitochondrial
Exons: 1
Coding region: 81-560 (159 amino acids)
Biological process (GO): glutaminyl-tRNAGln biosynthesis via transamidation; regulation of translational fidelity; mitochondrial translation
Cellular component (GO): glutamyl-tRNA(Gln) amidotransferase complex; mitochondrion
Molecular function (GO): glutaminyl-tRNA synthase (glutamine-hydrolyzing) activity
Source: RefSeq, a predicted model, not a curated record
UUUAUACGAAAGUUUCUGUUUUGGUCGAUUCGUAGCCCACGGUGUGAAGUAUACUAUCAUUCCUCUUCGUAACCGGCAAUAUGCAGCGGUUUAUAAAACCAAUCCGAACCUAUUGCAUAAUUGCCCAAAAAACUAAUAAUAAUCAGAAGUUUUCAAGAAAUAAGGAAAAUCAAUUGAAUUAUAAGGAACUUAAUCAUGUUUCCAAAGUUCCUCGUCCUCCUGUAAUACAAAGUUAUCCAGUGGAUGAAAAGCCUGUAAUUGACUCCGCAAUAAUACAACUCCUUGAACGUCUUGCUUUAGUUAAUUUGGAAAGCAAAGAAGCUUUAACUACAUUGGAAAACAGUAUAGAAUUUGCUGAGAAAAUAUCUCAUAUCGAUACCGCAAACGUGUUGCCUUUGUACACUGUAGUAGAAGAUCAAAACCUAUAUUUACGAGAAGAUCGUGUAACAGAGGGCAAUUGUCGUGAGGAAAUUUUACGUGGUGCAAAAAUCUCUGAAGAAGAUUAUUUCGUGUCACCUCCGGGCAAUAUUCCGCUUCAGCAAAAGGAAAAGGAUUUUUAG